GACGGUGCGGCUGCCGCCGGUGCCAGCCUCCGCCUCUGACGCCAGCGACGACGGCCUGCUACGCCGCCGGCUCGAGGAGAUCCAGGAGGAGAACGAGGAGCUGCAGAGGAAGUUUCAGACGCUGAGCGCCUCCAUGCGGGAGUACCGGCAAACGCUGGGCCAGGCGCAGCGAGACGCCGGCCAGGCGCAGCCGGACGGCGACGCGGCGGCCGAGGUGCGCUCGGCAGAGCUGGCCGACGUGCGGCAUCAGCUGGCCAAGUAUAAGAAGUACGCCAAGGAGCUGAAAAAGACCAAGGAGAACCUGCUCUCCACUGUACAGACGAUGGAGGACACGCACGCGGCCGAACUGAAGGCGUUGAGGGAGGAGCACGAGACGCAGCUGUCCCAGGUGCUGGCGCAGGUCACCAGCGAGACAGAGAUCCUGGGUACCUUUCGUGCCGACGCCGAGGCGGUGCAGCUUUGCCUAGCGCAGCGAGCGCAGGAGAACGCCGAGCUGCGGCGGGCGCUGGCCGAGCGGGACGCCGAGGUGGAGCGUCUCGCCGCCCUCAACCAGUCGCUGCACGACCUGGCCGUACGCCAGCUGCAGCAACUGGCCAGCGCCGAGCUGCCGGCGUUGGGCCCGCUCGUGUCCAAGCUGCAGUCGCUGCCGAGGCUGAGCGAGCAGCUGACCGGCCUGCAGGAGGGGGCCAGUCUCGCCUCUCAGGCGCUGUCGGCCUGA
Molecule: messenger RNA, 718 nt
Organism: Pollicipes pollicipes
Lineage: Eukaryota; Metazoa; Arthropoda; Thecostraca; Pollicipedomorpha; Pollicipedidae
Exons: 6
Coding region: 134-718 (194 amino acids)
Source: RefSeq, a predicted model, not a curated record